AUGGGCAAGCUCUCUUUUCUUUCUCUUGCGCUCCUCGCAGCCCAGUCCGUCUUCGUCAAUGGCCAGGGAUCUGCCGGGACUGAGGAAAACACCGAGGCUCCAGCCAAUGUACCCAAGCUGGGAGUAACAGUAUCAACGACAUUCCCCAAUGCCGAGGUGUUCGGGGUCAAGCUUGUCAACGGCCAGCCCACCGAGGCGCUUCUCCAAUUUACCAACCCAGAUCCUGAAACCGUAACCGUCAGCGUUAUUGGAGGAUCCCUUUGGACAAUUGAAGCUCCAGGAAAGCUCCCCGUUAACGUCCGAAACCUUACUGCAACUCCAUAUGGCAUGGACAUCCCCGCUGGAGAUCAAAUCACUCUCCCUUAUGUCUUCACCAACGACAUGCACCCUCAAGAUUUGACAUUGAACCUUGCUGCCGUGAUCAGCGAUAGCAAAGGAAUUAUGCAUCCGAUCACUGCUUACAACGGCACUGUUAGUGUUGUAGAGCAGGACACCAGCAUUUUUGACCCUCAAGUCCUCUUCCUCUAUCUCUUCCUUCUGGCCUGCGCAGCAGGCUCUGUCUACUUCUUCUACACUCUCUGGAUUGCACCCUACCUCCCUCAGAAGCGCAAGGGUGGGAAGGGAUCUGAUCGUGCCCGAAAGUCAGCCGGCGUUUCUUCUUCUGUCGACGCUACAGAUCCGGCUUCCACCGAAGGAACUCCUUCGACAAAGACUUACGAUACUGAGUGGAUUCCAGCCCAUCACAUCAACAGACCUGAAGCACGAAAGGUCAAGUCUAGCGGAAGCCGUGCGAAACGAGCUUAG
Messenger RNA from Trichophyton rubrum CBS 118892, 804 nucleotides. RefSeq lists its product as uncharacterized. The record is from RefSeq and is a predicted model, not a curated record. Gene Ontology annotation, cellular component: endoplasmic reticulum membrane; endoplasmic reticulum. NCBI's taxonomy places the organism in Eukaryota, Fungi, Ascomycota, Eurotiomycetes, Onygenales, Arthrodermataceae. The coding region runs from base 1 to 804 and encodes 267 amino acids. The transcript has 3 exons.